Messenger RNA from Diversispora eburnea, 387 nucleotides. The record is from the annotation of a GenBank genome assembly. NCBI's taxonomy places the organism in Eukaryota, Fungi, Glomeromycota, Glomeromycetes, Diversisporales, Diversisporaceae.
AUGUCUAAUCCACAGAAUCCCCAACCUAAAAAUUUAUACUGUUAUGGUUGUGAAAAGGAGAAGCCAAUUCAUUCCUUCUCUAAAACUCAAAUCACCAAAGCGGUUUCUAAUAUUCAUAAUCCAUAUGCUCCCAGUGGUCGAACCACAAAACGACACCAUACAUUGUGUAAGCAAUGUACACCCCAACAAAAUAAUAAUUUGACUUGCAUGAUUUGUACAAAAACAAUGCUCUUGGAGAAAUUUGCAAAGGCGCAAAGAAAAAACGCCGAAAAAGCCAGAUGUUUAGAUUGUAUGAAAAAACGGAAUGAAGAAGAUCCAUCUGAUAGUGAAGACGGAUAUUCUGAUGAUUCAUAUGAAAAACGAGAAACAUGGGAUGAUAUCUUGUAA